AUGGACCCCGAGAAUAAUCUAGCUACGAUUUCACCGACUUCUUUGAAUCCCUCACAGCCCCUGCCACCAGUGGAGCAAUGCAAAGAAGCAUGGCGCUUGAUAUGUUUGGAUGACUAUCCGGAUCUAGAGAGGCAGACUAGGAUCGGUGAAGACAAAAAGUCCUGGUGGAGACGAGUAUGGAGAAUGCUACGUUCCCUGCUUUUCCAGGCGAAAACUGAAACACGGACGUCAAUGUCAAAAGAAAAAGGCAGCCUUCAUUCAUCGAGAUCGGAUACGACAAUUGCCCCAAUAGACCAGUCAAGGCCAAAUCAAAGAGUAGGCCACACGAUCCUACGGACUAACGUGGAGUUUUCAGACCCUCCAUCCACUAAUCCAUCCCUGCGAACCUCAGUCGAGCCAACUUCUACCGUAGGGCCGAUGGAUGGGAGGCAAAGCCCGUCAGAUUCAGACCCAUGGUUUGAAGAGGAGAUUAUGAGAUGGGCGCCGGUCCCUCCACCGACGCCAACCCCAGACCAACCAAAGGGGCAAGCCCGGCCAGAAUCGGAGACAAUUCCUCAAGAAUCCCUACAUUACUGGUUGGUUAAGCGGUUGUUCCAAACACCAGACCGUGCAGAGCUCGAUCCCCUUUGUUCAUAA
Molecule: messenger RNA, 636 nt
Organism: Talaromyces atroroseus
Lineage: Eukaryota; Fungi; Ascomycota; Eurotiomycetes; Eurotiales; Trichocomaceae
Exons: 1
Coding region: 1-636 (211 amino acids)
Source: RefSeq, a predicted model, not a curated record